Funneliformis geosporum is the source of this 1158-nucleotide messenger RNA. The record is from the annotation of a GenBank genome assembly. Lineage: Eukaryota; Fungi; Glomeromycota; Glomeromycetes; Glomerales; Glomeraceae.
GAAGUGAUAAAUUAAUUUUCAUUACAAAUGGAGAUAAUAUUAAAACCAUAUGGAAAGAGAUAUUGAAAAAAGAAGACUCAUUAGAUCAAAAUGAUAUUAAAAUAUUAAUUAGUUCAGCAUUAGUAGUUACAGAUAAAAAAUCUGGACAUGAAGUUGAAGAAUUGGUUACUGAGUUAGGAAAUCCAGAAAAAGGCCUUAAAAAAUUAAGAGAAAUAAUUAAUUUUCCAUCAAUGUCAUGUGAUGCGGGACUUCAAAAAAAUGUGUUAUCUUUUCAACAUGUCGUAUUACCUUUGAUGGGGUUACUGACUAGAACUGCUAUUACUGAAAGUAUUUUGGAGAAAUAUGUUCAUGCUAUUUUCUCGGCUGUCUAUAAUAAUAUUGAUUCAUUUCUUUAUAAUGUGAUAAUUAUGUUGAAGGAAUUGGUUCAACGUGAUUCUAUAAUAGAUAAUUCUAUUACUGUGGAUGCGUUAUUGAUGCGUCAAAGAUAUACAUUUGUUCCAUCUUCGUUGGGAAUAUAUUUCUUGAUCAUUGCACGUUUAUUUACAGAAUUAUUAUGUCGCAUUAGAGAAGCCACUUUGAACGAAAUGAUGCAUAGAUUAUCUAAAGCAUUACAACAAUUAUUAGUCAAUUAUCAGCAAAGGCUUCAACAAGGACUUUAUUCCAACUCAGCAGACCCCUUAAUUCAUAAUGAAGAAACAAGAAAAUAUUUUUUCCAGAUAUUAGAUAAAGAGAUUAAAAAAAUUAAUCUUAUUUUAAAUAAUGAACGAAUUACCAUAGAAUUUGAUCAAAGUACUUCAAAAAAAUCGAGAGAUUCGGAAUUGAUUAACUCGCGUUACAAAGAAUUGGCUAAAAGAGCUUAUAUGGAACGAUCUUAUGAUCCUCCUGGUGAUUUAUCAAAAAAUGGGAGAAGACAUGAUAAUGAUUUCAAAGAUAUUUCUGAAAUGUCAAUAAUUCCCACGGAAGGCGAAAUUUUAUGUGAUCGAUAUCCAUUCUUACCUUCCGUGCUUCCCGAUACUCCUCAUUUCUUGCCUGACGGCGCAGAAAAAUUGCUUGAUACCCAAUUUCGUCUUUUGAGAGAAGAUAUGUUAAAUCCAAUCCGAGAAGGAAUCAAAAACUUCUUAUUUGCAUUAUCAGAAAACAAUACUGCCGUAAAUAGCG